Molecule: messenger RNA, 2096 nt
Organism: Pieris napi
Lineage: Eukaryota; Metazoa; Arthropoda; Insecta; Lepidoptera; Pieridae
Product: BTB/POZ and MATH domain-containing protein 2-like
Exons: 2
Coding region: 318-1310 (330 amino acids)
Biological process (GO): proteasome-mediated ubiquitin-dependent protein catabolic process; regulation of proteolysis
Cellular component (GO): cytoplasm; nucleus
Molecular function (GO): ubiquitin protein ligase binding
Source: RefSeq, a predicted model, not a curated record
UUGUGACAAUAAAAUAAAAAAAUCUUAAUUACAAUAAUUUACAAUACAAAUACUAGUUGUAUAUGUAUUGUAUAAAUAUUCAGUUUAUUCGCGCUGUUAUUUAUAGUGAUGAUCUUUAUUUCAUAAUAUUUUCUUAAUCAUUCGGUAUUAUCGUUAGUAAGCAAGAUAACAUUUUCCUGUAGCGAGCUUCUAUAUCCUCUGACACAAUUAUUACUUUUAACUUAAAUGAAUCAUAGUCGACCGUUCACAUUUAAUAAAAAAUACGAAAACAUAAGAUCUUAUUGGUUUUUCUUGCUAUUUAUAGUGUACCUUUUGUUAUGGAAAAAAUGGACUAUGUAAUGGAUAAUUAUGUUAUUCUUGGACAUCAACCCUGUCAAACACGUGAAGCGAAGUUUUUAUGUAUUGAUGCUAUUUAUGAAAAACUUCAUCGCCCAAAUUAUUAUGAUUUAGGAGGAACAUAUAUGCAAGAAAUUGGUGAAUACUGGUUUGUUACAAGAACAGACCAGAUAGGGGAAGUAUUUUUAAUUCACAUUUUUAUCACUAACAAGCUGGAAGGUAUUGUCAGCCUAAGUUUAAGUAGUGGAAAUACAGUUAUAUUUGAUAAAGACAAAAAUAUUGCAUUUCUAAGCCCCGAUUUAAGCAAGUGUGAUUUUGGAAAACUAGAAGAAUCAACUUUCAAGUAUGUGACUACAUACAGUUUUGAUAUUAUUGAAGUAGAUAUGCUUAAAGGUAAACAACUAUUUAUACCCAUAUCUUUUGUUGAUAAAGAUGAGAAUGCGAGUUCUUUGGAUGCAGUUCUAGAUUUUAGCCCACUUUUGGAAGAACCAAUUGGAGCUGACUUUACAAUAGAAUCCGAAGAUGGAGAAAAGUUUCUCGUACAUAAAGUCUUGCUUAUGGCUCAUAGUGAAGUUUUUAGGGCGAUGCUAAAAGAAGACACUGCUGAGAGUAAAAACAACUGCGUGAAAUUAAUAGAUGUAAACAAAGAGGAACUGCGACAUCUUCUAUAUUUUAUUUAUUCUGGGACUCUAAAAGAUGUGGAAAAUAUUAAUUUUUUUAAUAUGCUUAUUCUUGCAGACAGGUUUAAUCUCUCUGGUUUGAGAGAAUUAUCUGAACAUGCUUUGAUUCAACAAAUUUCAAUAGAGAAUGCAUUGGAAAUGCUAGCUGUUGCUGAUUCAUAUAAUUCUCAUUCAUUGAAAACAGCAUCUUUAAUAUUUAUUAAAAAAAAUAAAUCAGCCCUUGAAAAUAACAUAUUUGAUGAAAUUAAUAAUGCGGAAUUGAUAAGAGAAUUGUGUAAAUUUUUAGUUUCCUAAACGGUGUACAGGGAAAAAUGUUGAAUAAAACUUGUCAUUGAAAAUUCUAUUAUAUAUAAAAAAUGUGAUGUUGACUUAACCUGUUAAGUGGGCGAUUGUGUAAAAAUAUAUCCACACAUGUUUGGCUCAGUCUAUCAAUUCCGACUUAUUAUCUAUACAAACGGAAGACUUACAAAAAAUAUUAUUAUUGUUUCUUAUAAUACCCUUUAAAAACAGUAAUGAAUAGCUUGAAUAACUAAACCUAUAUCUAAUAAAAGUUUAGUUUUAACAUAAUGUUUCAUUUUAGUAUGUCCUGCAGUAACCUGCCUGGAUUGGAAUUAUUGUUUAUUUACGUUAUUUUUAUGUUAAGUUAGUUAAGCUAGAGAGGGUUAAAAAUAUUAAAACAGUUGAAACCUAUCUAAAUGUAACAUCUACCUACCAGCUUUAAGGUAAUUUUGGUAUAAGUAACAUAUUAAUUUAGCAAUAUUGUGAGCUAUGCAGUAAUUUUAUCACAAUUAUAAGUAAAAAAUAUCAAGACCGCAUUACCGAAAACUUAUAAUGUGGAUAUAUUUAGACUAAAGGAUAAAAUAAUAAAUGUUGUGUUUUUGUUAUCUUAAUUAAGGAAACUCGUUUAAUAAAAACUAAAUUUCGUUUAAAAAAAAAUACAAAAUGGAAUUGUAACCCUGCUCUAUACACAUAUACCUAUCUAUAACUAUCUCUAGAAAACGUAACUUUAUUUAGAACUAUUUUACUUAUUACAUUGUAAGAUGUACUGCGUUCAUAAAAAAUAAAUUAUUAUCUACCAAA